Molecule: messenger RNA, 1850 nt
Organism: Pteronotus mesoamericanus
Lineage: Eukaryota; Metazoa; Chordata; Mammalia; Chiroptera; Mormoopidae
Gene: ELOVL4
Product: ELOVL fatty acid elongase 4
Exons: 6
Coding region: 150-1091 (313 amino acids)
Biological process (GO): fatty acid elongation, monounsaturated fatty acid; sphingolipid biosynthetic process; very long-chain fatty acid biosynthetic process
Cellular component (GO): endoplasmic reticulum membrane; endoplasmic reticulum
Molecular function (GO): fatty acid elongase activity
Source: RefSeq, a predicted model, not a curated record
AGGAGGAGAAGACGCACCUGGGCCGCCGCCGUUAGAGGGAAUCCCAGCCGACGCUCGCUCCCUCCCUCGGCUGUUGCCUUCGAAGUCUACCCUGCCGCGGGGUCUCCGCCUUCUCUUCCCGCUGUCGCCAGCUCCCGCUUAUCGCCGCGAUGGGGAUCCUGGACUCUGAGCAGGGCAGUGUCCUGAAUGCGGUGUCCACGGCGCUGAACGACACGGUGGAGUUCUACCGCUGGACCUGGUCGAUCACAGAUAAACGUGUGGAAAAUUGGCCUCUCAUGCAUUCUCCAUUGCCAACGCUUUGUAUAAGUACUCUUUAUCUCCUGUUCGUGUGGCUGGGUCCAAAAUGGAUGAAGUCCCGAGAACCUUUUCAGAUGCGCUUAGUGCUCAUUAUCUAUAAUUUUGGGAUGGUUUUGCUUAAUCUUUUUAUCUUCAGAGAGUUAUUCCUGGGAUCAUAUAAUGCAGGAUAUAGCUAUAUUUGCCAGAGUGUGGAUUAUUCUGAUAAUGUUCAUGAAGUCAGAAUAGCUGCUGCUCUGUGGUGGUACUUUGUAUCUAAAGGAAUUGAGUAUUUGGACACGGUGUUUUUUAUCCUAAGGAAGAAAAACAACCAAGUCUCUUUCCUUCAUGUGUAUCAUCACUGUACAAUGUUUACAUUGUGGUGGAUUGGAAUUAAAUGGGUUGCAGGGGGGCAAGCAUUCUUUGGAGCCCAAAUGAAUUCCUUCAUCCACGUGAUUAUGUACUCAUACUACGGGUUGACUGCAUUUGGCCCGUGGAUUCAGAAAUACCUUUGGUGGAAACGAUACCUGACCAUGUUGCAGCUGGUUCAGUUCUUUGUGACCAUUGGGCACACGGCACUGUCUCUCUACACUGAUUGCCCCUUCCCAAAGUGGAUGCACUGGGCUCUGAUCGCCUACGCAAUCAGCUUCAUAUUCCUCUUUCUCAACUUCUACAUUCGGACAUACAAUGAGCCCAAGAAAUCAAAAACUGGAAAAACAGCCGUGAAUGGUGUUUCAGCCAAUGGUGUGAACAAAUCAGAAAAACUGGUGAUGGAAAAUGGGAAAAAGCAGAAAAAUGGAAAAGCAAAAGGAGAGUAAAUUGAACUGGGCCUUAACUGUUAAGUUGACAGUAAGGAAUUUCCCAUUUCAUAUAAAAUUUCAGGGAAAACAGAAGCAAAUGAGGGUUUGGGGGUGGGGAGAAAAAGGCAAAUGUGCUAUGUAUUAGUAACCUUUAGACUGAGCAAAGUGUUAAAGACCAUACCCCAAUGUUUUAUUUAUGAAGUUUUUAUUUUAAAGAUUUUUUUUAUUAGCUUUGAUGUUGUCCAGACCAAAGCAAUUAUUAAUGUGACUUUGGAGGCUCUCCCUCUGUUCACAUCUGUUUGUCUAAUGCAUGAGAUUUUUCAUGUAUCAUAUGCUGUCAUUCUUCAGUCUGAUGAUCACAGAAACACAGUCUUUAUGAGUUUUUUUGCUAAAUUAUCAAUUAUUUACUAGUUAAAAUCAAUUACCUUACAUUUUUCUGGUCCAAAGCUGGAAAUGCAGAUGCUUUACAAUUUGCACAUUUGAAUUCAUUUGCUGACUGAAAUGGUCGACUCUCUCCACCACUAGUCUGAAAUACCCUUUUGGUUGUAAUUUGAUUUUAAAAAUCUGAUGAUCUCUGUAGACUUUUUAGAGGCUUGAUGAUGAUGGUGUUGGUGAAAAAAAUGAAUUAUAGUAAAAUCCUGUGUAGCGACCCAAAGGUCACCAUGCCUUGUGGCACAAAUCACUGUGGGGAAGAGCUUUUGCGAUGAAAAGGCAGCCUUUCAAUACUUUUGUUACUAUCAGAAAUAUAUAUUAUGCAAAUUAAGAUUAAUGUCUGAU